AUGGAACCGUCGAAGGAAGCGAUUGCAGUUCGCAUCACACGACUAAAUCGUCAGAUAAUAGGAAAAGUUACUAGUGGUUUAAAUAAAUUGAACAAAAAGAUAGACCGUGAAACUUUGUUAGAUGCUCUAACAGUAUUGUACGAUGAGUGCAAUGAUGAUCCAGUUAAGAAAUGUGAUGAACUCGUACGAGCCUUUGUGGAUAAAUAUCGCAGUACAUUGGCGGAGUUACGUUGCGCCCGCGUUUGUUAUUCUGAUUUUGAAAUACUGCAAACUAUUGGAAGGGGUCAUUUUGGUGAAGUUCAUAUGGUACGAGAGAAAGAAACCAGUGAUGUGUAUGCAUUGAAAACAAUGCGUAAAGAGCAAGCUCGGAAGCGAGUGGCAAGUGGAGCAGAAGACGAAAGGAAUGUGUUAGCUAAUGCCAAUGGACCCUGGAUACCAAAACUGCAAUAUGCAUUUCAGGACAGUAGUAAUCUCUAUCUAGUCAUGGAGCUUUGCAAUGGUGGUGAUUUAGCAGGUUUGAUGGCGCGGCGCAACCACCCCCUGUCAGAGCACGAUGCCGCUUUUUAUGUAGCUGAAGUAGCACAUGCUCUAAAAACGGUCCAUGCUAUGGGUUACGUGCAUCGAGACGUCAAACCUCAAAAUAUUUUUAUUGAUAGAUGCGGACACGUGAAACUCGGUGAUUUCGGUUCGUGCGCUCGUCUAUCUGAAGGCGGGGCGUCGGGCAUCGCGGUGGGAACUCCCGACUACGUGGCGCCGGAGCUGCUAGCCGCCGCCGACUGCCCUCACACCGUCUGUCUCGACUACUGCCGCGGCGUACAGACCGCUAUUUCCGCCUGUGACUACUGGUCUCUCGGCGUGGUGGCGUUUGAACUUGUGACACUGAAAAGGCCAUUUUCGUCCAGCGACGACGAUUCUCUGGCACAGAUCUUAGCCAACAUUCAGAGAUAUGAGCGCGAAACUGACGCUGAGCCUCCGUUCGAGCCCCUGCCCCAGGGUCCGUCGCCUGUGUGGCGCACGCUGGUGGGUGGGCUGCUUCGGGUGGCGCCGGCGCGCCGCUUCAGCUACCUGGACACGCUGCAGCAGCCCGCGCUGGCGCACCUCCGCUUGCACUCCAUCCGCGAUCAGGCUCCGCCAUGGGUUCCUCACCUUCGCGGGCCAGAAGACGCGUCGUACUUUUCACCGCCGUCGCGGGGCACGCCACCCCCCUCCGCGACACCGUUCCGCACGCGACUACCAUUUGCAGGACAGCUGCCUUUUGUUGGAUAUUCCUUCGUAGCUCCAGAUGAAAAUGAGGAUAGUAGUGGUGGUUUCAAUGCGUCGCAUGAUUGCACGGCCAUUAACCUAGCUACUUUUAAGUCGGCGGAGAAGCUGGCGGCGAUGCGCGCGCGCGAGGUGGCGUCGCUGCAGAGCAAGCUGGCCGAGGCAGAGGCGGCGGCCGAGGCGGCGGCGGCCGCGGCGGCCGAGCGCGCGCGCCGCGAUGCCGACGCGGAAGCCGAGCGCCAGCGCGUGCGCCUGCAGGCCGACAUCACCGCACUCACUCUGCAGAACAAACGCCUGGAACGACAAGUGGAGGUGGAGAAAGAGGAGCGCAUGGCCUUGCAACGCGCUAACCAGGAACUAUCUUCUGGUAUCGCUGAGCGAGGCAAUGCGGAACUUCGCGCUAAGCAAGCUCAUGUGUCGGAACUACAGACAGAAAGGGAAUCGUUGAAGGAUGAAAUCAAUAGGUUGGAGUCGCGACUUUCUGAGCUUCAAGCUGAAAAUGCAAGAGCCAAUGCCGCCGCUGAUAAUGCGCGCGCUCAACAGAAACAUUAUAAGGAUACGAUAGCGAAGGAGCGCGCGCUCCGUCGGCAAACGCUGAGCGGGGGCGAGGCGGAGGGUGCGCGGCUGGCCAGCGCCGAGGCAGCGGCGGCGCGCGAGGCACGGUUGCGCGCGAACGCCGAAGCGCGCCUAGCCGCCGCCGACGGCGAAACCGACGCGCUGCGCGCCGACCUGGAUGACGCCCGCGCCCAGCUGGCACAAGCACAGGAAGCCCUUAACGAAAAGCGGCGCGUGUCGGAGGCUGCGACUCAACAGUUAAACGAAGUACAAUUGCAACUGACGCAGGAGCGUAUGAAAACAAAGUCUCUGCUUGCCCAAGUUCAGGAGCUAGAGCGUGGCGUGGAAGAAGCGGCGCGUCGCGAGGCGGCACUGGAGGAGCAGUGCGCGCGCACCGAGGCGCGGCUGCGCGAACGCCUGGACGAAGCUGAGGCGCGCGCCGCGGCCGCGCUGCACCACGACUCGCACCUCAGGGAAAAGGUUAAUAGCCUGGAGCAGUUAGUCCGUCAACUGGAACGCGAAGUGAGCGCAUUAGAAAAACGUACGUGUGUGGGGUGCUUAGCGCGCGCAGAAGCGAAUCCGGACGCGGAAGCGGACGGCGCGCGCGCCGGCGCCGCCAGCGACACCGAGAGCGCGCUCGACGCGCGCGCGCAGGCGCAGCUCAGCUUGUUGAAGGAGCAGCUGGAGCGCGCCGAGGCUCAACUGCAGGCUCGAGCCGAAGAAAUUGCAACAUUGCGUCAAGAAACUCGCGCAGCUAAUUUAGCGAAAUGGCGUAAGGAGCGUGAAUAUAAUGAGUUAUCUAUGGAUGCAAAAGCAACGGCUCGGGAGUUGAAACGUGCUGAAGAGCGUCUCUCGGCAGUGUUAGAGGCUCGCAAGGCAGCUGAACAGAAAGUCUCUGCAUUGCAAGCAGAGAUUAGUUCACUGCGCCCGGAACACCAGCAGGCGAAUGCAGAACUCCUCACCUUGAGGGAUAAACUGGCGAAGCUGCAGAAAGACAAUGAGGCUCUGCAGAAUGAAGUAGACAGGUCGCGUAACGAUAUACGCAAGUUAAAGAGCGAGUUACAAUACAGCGAGAAGCGCCGGCUUCACGCCGAAGAACAGGAGGAACUGUCGAGCCGUGAACGCGCGCAACUCCGCGACGAGCUCACUACUCUCCGGGUACAAAACAAUGACCUAGUGAUGAAUAAUAAGGCUUUACAAGAAGCUUGCAGUUUAUUAGAAGACCAGCUGACAGAAUUAGAGAAAAUAACAGACCUGCAUGAAAUUAAAAACAAGGAUCUCGAGAGCGAGACGCAGCGCAUGCGCAGUGAGUUGGAGUCGUGCCGCGCGCGGCUGGCGGAGGCGGAGCGCAUGGGCGCUGAACGCAACGCGGCGGCCGGGCUCGCGGCGCAGCGCGGCGACGAGGCACGCGAGCAGGCGCGCGCCGCGCACGCACAGUUGCAGCUGCUGCGCGAGCGUCUGGAGAACCGCGAGGCGCGCGUGGCGGAACUGGAGGCGCGCGUGGCGCAGCUGGAGGGCGAGAGCGCUGGCUCGGCGGCAGCGCUGGCGAGUGCGGCGCGCCGUCUGCGUGACCUGCAGGAGGAGUGCGCUGCGCUGCGCACGCGCGCGCACCACCACCACGCGCAAGCGCUGCAGCUGCAGGCCGCGCUCGCAGACGCACAGGAGGAGGCGGCGGCGGCGCGCGAGGCGGGCGAGGCGGCGGCGGCGUGGUGGCGCACGCGCGACACCAAGGCCGACGCCACCAUCCGCCAGCAGGCCAAGCUCAUCGACUUCCUGCAGGCUAAAGUGGAAGAAGCGAAUCGCAAGAAAUGCUCACUUAGUAAUAAAUUGUUCGGACGUUCAGGACGUCGUGCCGCCGCGUCGCCGCCGUUGCUGCGAGUAAAUAGGGAACUCCGUGAAGAAGUUGAGCGUUUACGAUCCAAGCUCGCAGCUAAUGACAUCCCGCCUACUCCAAGACGUGAGAAACCGGUUGAUAGACCUAAGAAAAUAAUUAAUGGAAUAAAUACGGAUCUAUCAGACGAGAAGAGCGAGUCUUCGCUGCUUAUUGUUUGGUCGGACGGUAGCCGCGAGCGGCUGGGCGCGCGCUGCGAGGACGCGACGCUGGUGCUGUCGCGCGGGGACUCACAACUGCGCGCGCGCCUGCUCUCGCCCGACGCCAGCAACUUGCCGCACAACGAGGCUAACCGGGCCUUCAUGGUAAAAGUGGAGGGGUGCAGCUCGCCUCGCGCGGAGGCGACGGUGGUGUGUGCGGGCAUCGCGGAGCGUGGCGCCUGGCUGCAGCGCCUGCGUGCGCGCUCCCCGCCCGUGGCGCUCGCCGAACGCGCGCGCCAGCCGCCGCCGCUGUGCGUCACGCGCACGCCCGCUCUCGCCGCGCUGCACGUGGCGCCGCACGUGCUUGCACUAGGGUGCUCCGACGGCCUAUACUCUCUCCGCGGUCCAGUACGAAUCGAGUGGGACAGUGACGUGUCUCCGCCAAGAACCGAAGUGAACUGUGUGCAAAGCAUAGUGUCGACGAACGGACGAGCGCUGUUUGUAUGCAGUGGUAUAUUGGCUCAUGGUGGCCUGUUAGCGCUGGGUUCUGCUCUGCGACGCUCCGCAAACCUCAAGCCCACCGUCAGCCUCAGUAGAGUACAGUUGCCUGAAGUCUCCGCCCCAUGUCUAGUCAAGGUACUUUCUGAAGAAGCUACUGAAGGCCCAUGUGCUGUAGUCGCCUGUGGUCGGCGCGUUUUUAUUUUACGCUUCGACGCAGUUAGCACUGAAUUCAAGAUAGCGCGCUCGCUCACAAUUGACAGACCACCAAGUUCACUACUGCUCACGACUAAAUGCUUGUUCCUCGCCGGGGAGAAGCCUCUUAAAGUGAAAUUGCCCUCCGGCGCAUUGGAAACCUUCGCAGUGGACGAACCGACCGUCGCUGCUGCCUUAAAAAGUCACUCUUCACCUAAAGCAAUCAUCCUUGUAAAAAACGAGCCCAUUGAGCUCCUCAUUUGUUUCGCGGAAUGUGGCGUGUUCGUGGAUGAAAACGGUAGGCGUACACGUAACGAAGACCCUAAAUGGAGUUCGGCAGUACACGGUUGGGAGUUUGUGGCCCCCUUUCUUUAUGCUGUAGGAACAGACAGAGUUACCAUAAUAUACCUCAACGAAGAAGCAUACAGAGCCCCGCCGUGUACCUGUGAAACGUCAUCCACAACGUCCACUGCCUCUGAAUGUUACGUGCCAGAAGUGUUCAAUUACAAAGUGAAUGAACCUGCCUUACUUGGAACAGCACCUAAUGGAAUAAUUAUAAGAUCGAAGAGUGACGACGGUUAUUCAGUUUCAAUAGUAGACGGUCUCGCAGCAUUUCGAAGCAUAGGCGCCUCGGUUGAAUCACUAGAAACAACUUCAGAGUCAAAAGGCUCUUCCACUGACUUGACGCUCUCAUGCACUGACUUGUCACAACACGAACUGUCCAAUGAAAGUGUGGAGGUGAAUACAGGGUUUCUUGCCGAUAUAAGGAAAAGAGCGAAACAGCUUCGCAAUGCAAAUCGUAAGGGACAGUCUUCUGAUGAUGUGAUCAAAGAAAUUCUUACUACAGAAGUUGGACUGAAGCGGGUCUCAUCUGGAAGGAAAUCUCCAGCAGUAACUUCAGAGUUCGAUUCCGAUUCUGAAGGAAAUUCCGAUGAGAAAGGAACUGGCUCUACAAAAGGCACAGCUGAUUUAUGUGCUGAAAUGUUUGCAAGGCAAGUGCGAUUCAAAUAG
Messenger RNA from Parnassius apollo (apollo), 5550 nucleotides. Lineage: Eukaryota; Metazoa; Arthropoda; Insecta; Lepidoptera; Papilionidae. The record is from the annotation of a GenBank genome assembly.